AUGAGGUUUAACGUCCCGGAGAAAACACGGGCAGCGCCCGUGUUUCAGAAGCCUCCCGAAGGGCAUGGAGACGUGCUACGCUGGAGAGAUUUCUAUGUGCCAACUCUUGAGAAGACUCAGCUCAUUGCAAAGGAUUUUCCUGAGCUGCACAUCCACUUCUGGCCCGACGUAUGGCCAUUCAUGGUGGAGCUCAAAAUGUCCGGCUGUGUCAUGACACAAGCAAAUAAGACUUUCAGCUAG
Histoplasma mississippiense is the source of this 240-nucleotide messenger RNA. RefSeq lists its product with no specific name. The record is from RefSeq and is a predicted model, not a curated record. The coding region runs from base 1 to 240 and encodes 79 amino acids. The transcript is spliced from 4 exons. NCBI's taxonomy places the organism in Eukaryota, Fungi, Ascomycota, Eurotiomycetes, Onygenales, Ajellomycetaceae.